Messenger RNA from Saccoglossus kowalevskii, 2451 nucleotides. RefSeq lists its product as uncharacterized. The record is from RefSeq and is a predicted model, not a curated record. Gene Ontology annotation, molecular function: pyrimidine nucleotide-sugar transmembrane transporter activity. Lineage: Eukaryota; Metazoa; Hemichordata; Enteropneusta; Harrimaniidae. Gene Ontology annotation, biological process: pyrimidine nucleotide-sugar transmembrane transport. Gene Ontology annotation, cellular component: Golgi membrane.
AUGAGUUUCCUCGUCAUCGAAUAAGUGUGUGUUAUUCUCUAUCAGCUGUCGAUGGUAAACGGAAUGAAAAAAAUAGCUGUUGGAUAUCGUCACUGCAUCGGCAAGGCUCAAGUUCGCUGGAUGAAAUUGUACGAGCGGGGGAGAAUUGUAUCAUUUGGAAAUCCUGAAUUUGAGAUUUCAUUAGUUGAGAACAGAAAUGGCCCCCACAGCCUAUGACAAAGACACUGGUAAGCCAAUCACUAGUGGAAUACAAAAUGGACGUCCCGUGACUGUCAAACUCCCACCACCAGAAGGCGCUCCAACAUUACUUCCGAAGCUAUGGGAACUUCAAAUAGUCUGGAACGUGAUAAUCUGUUGUGCGUUCAUUUUGCUAGAUGUUUUGAAGCAGUUUGGUACGUAUGGAACCAAAGAGUACAACUCAGGAAAAUACCCCAUAUCCCAGGCAACCAUUGUGGUGCUCACCGAGAUGAUCAAACUUGUGGUUACCAUGGCAAUAUUAUAUUGUCAAGGGGGAUUAUACACUAUGAAGUUGUCAUGGAAAUUCGCGAUUCCUUCUCUUAUAUAUGGAAUGAACAAUAACCUCUACUUGUAUGCGUUGAACUUUGCCCCGCCGCCGCUGUGGAAUAUAUUGAUCCAGUCACGUGUUUUCAUGACGGCGCUGAUCUACCGUAUCGUUUUUCAUCGGAGGAUCCCACCUCUCCGCUGGAUGGCGCUAUUCCUGCUGAUCUUCGGCAUUAGUCUGGCUGAAGCAUCCGGGUCAUCACAGAACAAUACGACAAUGGCAUCUAUGAAUUACCUACUGUUUGCCGUCUUACUUAGUGUGGUCAGUGCAUCACUGUCAACUGCCGCAUCUGUUUAUACAGAGUACCUGUUCAAGAAUGAUGAGAGAUCAUUUUGUGAGCAGCAAGUUCAGCUUUAUACAUACGGCGUUGUUAUGACCGGCGCCUGGGCCUUGUAUAUCACCAACGGACAUCCGUUCGCCGUACAAGGGGAGCUGACUAACACCACUGUGGUUCUACUAGGGAUGACCAUGCUUGUUGGUGGACUGGGCGGGUUGGCCGUAGCGGUCAUCAUCAAGAGCAUCGACAACAUAGCUAAAAUCUACUCCGCUACAAUUGCUAUCUUAUUGACUGCAGUUGUCUGUGCUAUUUUCUUCCCGUUAAAAUUCCAUCUUAAUUGGAUGUAUGUGGGGGCUGUUGUGACCAUAUUCGUGUCGUCUGUGAUGUACGAGCGAGGGAAGCCAGUGAACGGUCAGGGCAGUGGCUCACAUAAUAGUACCGAUAACGUGGCUCUUAGAACAAUAACAGUUGAACCUAAGCUGGCGGCUAAGUUUACAGUGGAUGUGACGGAAGGGGAUCUGCACUAUUCUAAUCGAACUGGAAGUCUUAGUCGAUAACUGUGUAUAUAGGAUCACUAGCCUAUGUGUGUGUUUAUGUGUGUGGGGGCAGUAUGAUAUCCAUUAUUCUUAUACGAAAUAUCAGCUUUACUUUUUGUUAUUAUUAUCAUAGAAAGUCGACAAUCUCUCGUAAAGCCCAUACCGUCAGUGAAUUCACAUUCGGUGAUAUAUUGUAUCAUGGAGAAAGAAAAUAUUCACGCUGCCCUCAAUGGUGAAGCACUACGUUUUGUCUGGUAUUACGAGGAGAUGCACCACAGCGAUAAGACGUGAUGUCAUCUAAAACGUGUAAUACAUGUACUAGUACACCAUUCCUAUGAGGUGAGCCUUCUAGUGACGGAGCCAUUAUAUGACGUCAAAAUGACGUAUGUAUAGGUUGAGACAAUGUAAAAUUUCUGAAAAAAUAGUGACGCUUUCAACGGCCUUCGUGUCACCUAAUUACGUCAUAGUAAGCUUUCGUCGCCAACAUUUUCCAAAUUUAUUCAGCCAUUAUAUUUUAAGACGGGUAUAGAUGGCCGAUGAUAACGUUGUCUUGCUAUAUUGGUUGUUGUUUUUAAAACUUCUACGACCAUUCCCACACAGAAUAAUUAUGAUUGGUCUAAUGGACAGGCCUGAUAAUGUAGGUUGGAAUUGCAGUGAUAGUUAUAGAUGAGUUCCCGUUCAUUGCGAGAUCUCGCGUAUUGCGUAGUAAUAUACUUACUUUAUAAAAAUUGACCAUCAUCAAAUGUGUAUAGCACAUUAUUACGCUCGGAAAUACUUUCGUCUAGUCCCGCGAGAAGUUUGACGUCACUACGACUCUAUGAAUUUGUUUGUCUUGUUUUCGCGUUCGAUUUCUCGUGGAUCGCGCAGUGAAAGGAAAAUGGACUGAUUUAGAAUAUUUUUGAAUACGCUAACUUAAAAUAACCACAGUUGUAUGAGCAUGUAUUCCAACAAAUAAUGAGUAUUCAUGACGUGAGUUUUACCUAAUUACCAUCUAAAUAAAAUAAAGAGAAACAUUCAACGGUGAUGUACUUAUAUGAAUGUAUAUUAUUCACUACUGUUAAUAAACCAUAUUUUUA